ACUCACAGCUCAGACCUGAACUUGUCAUAGUCGAAGCUGAAGCUAUGUCUCCACAAAGCACGUCUGUGGCUGUUUUGAUUGGGACCGUAGUCAUCGUGUCCCUAAUGAGACCGGACUGCACAGCUAUUAAGGAAAAUAACGAAGGAUUCAAACUAUGCGUCACAUCAAUGCGAGGUGUCAAAGACCUCUCACAUCAAAACAUCACCAGUGUUCCAUCAAGUCUUUCCAACGAAACACAGUAUUUGGACAUCUCCUACAACGUCAUCCAAACGCUGGAAGGAACUGAGUUUUCUGGACUAUCCCAGCUUUGUUUUUUGAAAGCAGCUCACUGUGGACUUCGGGAGAUUUCAGCCACAGUGUUCACCCACACACCAGCACUCAAAAUUCUCAACAUAUCUAACAAUGACUUAGCGUUCAUCCCUGACAUUUCCUUGAAACAGCUGAAAAUUCUUGAUCUGGCCAACAACCUGUAUACCAGCUAUGAAUUACCGGCAUCCUUUCAGAACUUCACAAAGCUAGACUUCCUGUCUCUGGGUAGUACAGCUGCUCUGUCAGUGAGCUACGGUGACUUUGAUGCCCUGAUGAAUGCUUCUGUUCAGCAUCUGGCUUUGGGAGCAGGAACUCACUGGCAAAAGUAUGAAUCUGGUUCUCUUGCAAAAAUCAAGUCUCUCAAAAAACUGUCCCUAUUUGCAUCUUUUUGUGGAACCUUUGGGAUGUUUGAGAACCUCCUUGUGGACUUGAAUGUGACACAAGUAAAAAUGUUGCGAUUCAUCUCUCUAUUUCCAGACAGCUGCAAUGUGAGCGACAACCCCUUUAAGAACCUGAGAACAAUGCCUUUUAUACAGAAUCUCACCUUAGAAAACACCUGGAUAAACAGCACGUUUAUGGUGGUGUUCAUAAAGAACGUGUGGCUUUCCCCUCUCCACGAGCUCUCAUUUGUCAACAUCACUUACAAUGAGGAUACACCAGAUGGCUUUAAUUUACCACCCAUUAAUCACACAAUCAGUCUUUCCUCAGUUAUCUUUAAUGGUGUGAAUCAUUAUCAAUACAGAUAUCCCACGAUAAACAUGAGCUUUGAGGCCUUCUCCAGACUGACCUAUUUAAAGUUCUCUGGGACUGGAAUGAAUAUUUUACCCUGCGGAGUCAUGACUGCCCUGCCAUCACUGGAGAUUCUUGAUCUAUCAGAUAACCUGCUGACAGAGUCGGGCUUCUGGUGGACUCCGUGUUCAAACAGCUCUGUUUUUCCCAAACUGCGGAAGCUGUCUUUAAGCAGGAACCGCUUCAGCAGUCUUUCCUUUAUCUCUCAGAAGACACAUCAGAUGAACUCACUAGAGUCUCUGGAUCUCAGCUUCAACUCCAUCCACUUGGAUGGGGACUGCUAUUGGCCUGCUCAGCUGACUGAGCUUAGCCUUGGAAACAACAACCUGGGCAACAGUGUCUUUGCAUAUCUGUCAUCAGACUUUGAGAAGAUUGACUUGUCAAAGACAGGAAUAACGUCUAUAAUGCAAAAGGAUCUGACUCGCUUUUCCAAGCUGACACAUCUUACACUUAGCUCCAACAGCAUCCAGGUUAUCCCGGUAGAUCUUAGUGUCCCAGCUCUGCUAAGUCUUCACAUAGACCAGAAUGCUAUCACAUCUAUAUCGAGAGAGGUCUUGGCAGGGCUUCCCAGGCUUCAGAAACUCAAAGUUGGAGGCAAUCCGUUUGUCUGCUCGUGUGACUCCUAUUGGUUCAUCACUGCUUUCAACAAGUCCUUGUUAAUGGACUGGCCCUUAGAUUAUACAUGUAACACACCACUGUCAUUUGCAGGUCUGCCAUUGUCAGAGUACAAACCCAGUAAGCUACUCAGAAGUUUGCUGAGGCAGCAGACAUACCUUGAGUGGCCAAAAGAUGACAGGAAGCAGCAGACUUUCUGGGCAAGCCUGAAAUCCACGCUGCAUAUUGCAGACAAAUCUGUUGUUCUGAAAGACAUUGCACUGGCCAUUUCAGAUACAGUACCUCUGGUUGCAGACCAAAUAUUUACUCAGCAGACACAUUAUCUCAUAAUGCUCCAGCCCUUCUGUCUUCAUUAACUAGCUCAGACACUGUAAGGUGGUCGGUUGAUGCUGAUUCUGGUGUGUCCUUUGAUUGGUGGAGGUAGUCAAAGUUAACAUUGUCGGUCCGUGUCCUCGUGUGUCUCUGCAGACGUUGCUUAUAUCACUUUGACCAAACAAGAAGCUGCUUCUUUACCUGCAGCGUACAAUGGGAAGCCACACAUUUUUGUUUGCAUGGAGUCAUGCAUGGAGCAAGACUGACAGACUGCAAUACUGAAGAUGCAAUCAAGGAGUCCAAUGAAUGAAAAAAUACAAAAGCUGCACGUGCUGCCCACCUUUCUCAUAAGCAUCAGUUUUUACUGGGCUUUAUUUGAUGAACUGGCCGAGCCCACACCCCCUCACAUGUUCAGCCGUGUACACAAAGGCUGUGUAGAAAAUCAGCUUCACAAAAUCAAACUUGACACUCAACAAAAAUGCCGGUUUGAAAUAAAGACGUCAGUGGUCAGAAACAGGAUUACAUAGAUUACUGUGUUUAAUGUACUAAAAGUAAUGUGACGAUUCUUUCUCAGUUAACAUUAGUCACAGCACAGUGGGAGAAAAGUACACUCGCAGUCAACUUACCUGGACGUUAAGCUGUUCAGUGCUUCAAGAACUUUUAUCAGCGUCUCUUUCUUUUCACAGACUCUUAUAUUGGUUUUAUCAUAUUGAGAUCAGCGACCUAUAAGGACCUCACUGUCUAUUUUCUGGCAGCUAAAGCAGUUGUUUAUAAGUAAAUGUUGUUUUGCCAAAGUGUGUCGGCGGGUGCUCAGAUUCCUCUCUGAUGCUACUGCAAGAGCAAAUAAAAACAAUUCUCAAACCCUUUGCACAGUAUUGUUUAUGGCCAGGUCACAAAUGUUUCCUAGUUUUUCUCUUAAAAUUGGAAAAAUAUACGGUGACUGAAAACUGUGGCUCGUGUUAGCUGCAUUAAAAAUGCAUAGAACAUUAAUGUGGAUUAUAAAA
Messenger RNA from Pundamilia nyererei, 3029 nucleotides. RefSeq names its product toll-like receptor 1. The record is from RefSeq and is a predicted model, not a curated record. Gene Ontology annotation, cellular component: plasma membrane. The transcript has 4 exons. Lineage: Eukaryota; Metazoa; Chordata; Actinopteri; Cichliformes; Cichlidae. Gene Ontology annotation, biological process: inflammatory response; toll-like receptor signaling pathway. Gene Ontology annotation, molecular function: protein binding; signaling receptor activity. The coding region runs from base 45 to 2069 and encodes 674 amino acids.